Messenger RNA from Syngnathoides biaculeatus (alligator pipefish), 2400 nucleotides. RefSeq names its product EF-hand domain (C-terminal) containing 2 (gene efhc2). Gene Ontology annotation, biological process: regulation of neuron projection development. Gene Ontology annotation, cellular component: microtubule. The transcript is spliced from 14 exons. The record is from RefSeq and is a predicted model, not a curated record. NCBI's taxonomy places the organism in Eukaryota, Metazoa, Chordata, Actinopteri, Syngnathiformes, Syngnathidae. The annotation marks the transcript as partial.
CGCCACACGCGUGCGCUUUUGGUUUUGUCCGUUGCGUUGCAGCUGCUGAAGGAGAAUUUCCACAAACGGCAACAAUUGGACUACUCCGGCGGAGUUCCUCUGCUGGCCCCGGCGGAGGAGCCGGGACGGCGGCUCAGAGCCGCGUCCUCCGUCUACCCCGAAGGAGCGACGCGCGGUCUGCCGUCGUGGCUCGCCUUCGACAAACAGGCGCUGCGCUUCGAGGCGUACUUCCGGGAAGCCGUGCCGGAGGCCCCCGACGAGAGCGACAGAAUCCGCACGUGUCGCAUCUACUUUUAUCCGGAAGAUGACACCAUUCAAGUGGUGGAGCCCAAGUACAAAAACAGCGGCCUUGCCCAAGGGACCCUGAUUGGUCGCCAGCGCAUCCCGCUGCCGCCCCCCGACCACGAGCGUUUCUACAACGUCUUCCACUUCAACCUCAACCGGCAGGUGGCGCUCUUCUCGCGCAUUUUCACCGUGACCGACUGCGACCAGUUCACCAGGAACUUUCUGGCCAAAUGCGGCGUCAUCCUCAACCAGCCGGUCGCCGUACCCCAAGACCCUUACCGUCGCCUCCGGGAAAAGAUGGAGACGAGCGCGAGUCCUUUGCGGCCGUACGAGAGGCGAGACACCCUCAAGCAGUUCUUGGAACACGACGGCAAAGUUCUGCGAUUCUUGUGCUUGUGGGACGAGAAACGGGCAGCGGGGGGCGACACUCGCCAGCUUCUGCUGCUGCGCUACUUCCUGGCCGACGACACCGUCGACAUCAGGCGGGUCGGCGGGGGCGCCGCGUUCCUCCGUCGAGGCAAACUGCCCAAGCAAACUCAGGAGCGCCGGAAUCUUCCCGGAGAGGCGAGCGAGCGCACCGUGCUCAACGUGCGAGGAGACCGCUUCCUACUGGACAGCCUCAAAACGGGCGCCGCCCGCGAGGAGUUUUACAAGGACUGCGAUCUGACGCUCGGAGGCGAGCUCAACGUGUGGGGCAGGAAAGUGAUUAUCGCCGACUGCGAUGACUUCACCAAAGACUUCUACCGCGCCAAGUAUGGCGUCGAGGACUUCAAGCCGGUGCAGUACGAAAGCCCGGCGGGCCCCGACCCCCCCGGGCCGGUCCCUCCUUAUAACGGCUUCGGCUCCGAGGAGGACUCGCUCGGCUCCUGCGGGCGCCUGCUUCCCAAACCCCCGCAGAAGGACCUCCUCAAAUUCCUGCACUACGACAGAUGCGGCCUUGAGAGUAACGUGCUGAAGUUCUCCGCCAAGAUGGAGAGCGGCAGUCAAGCGGACGGCGACAGGGACUUCGUGGUCUCCUUCCACCUGAGCGAUGACACCAUCAGCGUGUUCGAGCGCUCCCACAAGAACUCGGGCUUGCCGGGAGGGAUGUUUCUGUCACGGGCUCGCGUCAAGAAGCCGGGCCAGGAGUCGUUCAAGAGCGAGCCCUCGCGCUACUUUGGCGCCCGAGAUCUGCGCGUCGGGGCCGCCCUCGGCCUGAACGGGCGGCGCUUCCGGCUGCUGGAUGCCGACGAGUACACCCUCAACUUCAUGGAGCGACACGCUGAGCAGUUCCCCGACGCCAAUAUUGACGCCGUCCUGGCUAAACUCGGCUCCGUUCCGGAGGAAAAGCAGCGAGAGAUCAGGAACUUCCUGACCCACAGCGAUCCUUCCAACACCGGAUUUGUCACUUUUGACAGCUUCAGGAGCUUGCAGACGGCCACGGAUUGCGGGCUGAGCGAGCACGAGGUUCUGGUCCUGGCCCGCUCCUUUGCCGAGCGCCGGCGGCCCCGGGAGGACGUCGGCCUGACGCUGGCCGCCGCCCAGCACGUCCUCAAGAAGAAAAACUUUGACCGGCUGCCCGACAUGAGAAGAGUCUUUCAGCACCGCGACGUCGAAGGAACGGGCCACGCGUCGGUCAAAGAUGCCAGGACCGUCUGCAAAAGCUUCCAGCUGCCGCUCUCCGACAAGCUGCUGGCACACCUGCUGCGGAGCUUUGCGGACGGAGAGCGGCUCGACUACGGCGCCUUCCUGUCUGCCGUGGACUGGCUGGAGCGUCCCGCCCCCCCGGCGACGCCCGAUGACAUCCUGAAGUUCGACGUGACGCUCCGAAGCGAUGACGGCGGCGUGAAAAACAUCAAUUACUCCUCCCUGCUGCGCCGGGCCUUCCCCGGCGAGGCCCGAGACUGAGGAACUUCCGAUGUGGCCGUUCGAGAGGCGCCUCCGUAUGAAAGUCGAGCUCAUUACAGGUCAACGUCGCUUCCGCCGUGAAAGUGCGUUCGUACAAAAGACAAAAUGGCUGCCGUCAACUCAAAGAGAUGAGAAGAGACGUCAAAUGUUCUUCCGCGCUCGCUGACAACUUUCACUUCCACUUGGACAAAUAAAAGCGUCACGCCAGAUCGUUGAUGGCAAAUUGGC